Pelagomonas calceolata is the source of this 2289-nucleotide messenger RNA. The record is from the annotation of a GenBank genome assembly. Lineage: Eukaryota; Pelagophyceae; Pelagomonadales; Pelagomonadaceae.
AUGGCUGCUGGUGACGACGGCGUCGAGCAGCAGCUCAUUCAGCAGCUCGACGCAUUGAUCGAGGAUGAUGAAUUGGAGGCCGCGCGGGGACGGCGCACACUCAUGGACGAGCUGCUUCGGAAAUCUCCGCGUGUGGCUCCGGAGGGUGGCGGCGCGCUCUUGUUCAACGCGUCGCCCCGGGUCGCGCCUUCCGAAGGCGCGGCGCCACUCACGUCGUCGACGCGCGUCAAGCCCUUGUGGCGGUCCGAGGCAUCACCUCGCGUCGCGCCCGACGGUGGCGGCGCGAUCCUGUUCAACGCGAGUCCGAGGGUAGCGCCGGUGGCCAUGCCGGAAGGCGCGGCGCCGGUGCAGCGCGUCGAGCUGUCGCGAGCUUCGCCGAGGGUGGCCCCUGCCGAUGGGGGAGGCGCUUUUCUGUUCAACGCGUCGCCCCGGGUGGCGCCGGAAGGGGCUCCUGUUCGGACUCAGGCCUCGCAGCCCCAAGGGGCCUCGCCGCGCGUUGCGCCGGCUGGCGGAGGUGAGAUUCUGUUCAACGCGAGCCCGCGUGUCGCGCCUGAGGGUGGCGUGCAUCAGGCACCGCACGCCUCGCCGCGCAUCGCACCGAUAGGCGGACCGGCAGCUGAGACGCGCCCACCGUCAAGGACAGACAAGCGCCCCGGCCGGUGCGACGCCUGCGGCUGGCGGACGUGCCAGUGCCCGCCGCCGCCGCCGCCGCCGACGUGGCAACCCCAAUACGAACAGAACCCGCUCCACGACACCGAGUCGCUCCUGCCAGAUACCAAACCUCCAGAACCAAAACCCAUGGGCCGCGGCGAGGCCUGGGCCUUGUCUGGCGACGUUUUACUAAGGAGCCUGCGCCUCUGGGCCGACAUGGCGACGAUCACGGAGUGGGCCCUGCAGGGGCGGACGUUCCCGUCUUUUUGUGGAUUGAGCGGCUUCGCCAUCGGCCGCAUCAUGGAGAUUGCGAUGGCCGAUGCGACCUAUCCCAAAGAAGUAAUAGGGGCGGCGUUCGGCUUUGGAUUGGCGAGCCACGCGCGGAAGUCGGCGAACACGGGACGGCGGACCGAGGCCUACGCGAUGUUAAGGUUGGUGACGACGGCCUGCGCCGCGCCGACGGCCCUCGGCCGCUUUUAUCAGCUCGGUGGCCGCGGCGAUAUGAGCUGGCUCGACAUCUGUGGCAGCACGCUCGACGUCGUCGACGCAUCCAUAGCCGCGGGCGCCGCGACGCUCGGCGCCGGCGCCAUCUGGAAAAGAAUAAGAUCGAAGGCGACGCGGACGGGGCAGCUCGUCGGGCUUAGUGUAGGCUACGCGGCCGAGAACAUCUUAAGGCUGGCGGCCUACGCGGCCGUGCUGCGCGGGGCCGUGCCGAUCUACGUGUUGCUGUUCUCGACGGGCGACUUCCUGUUCGUGCUGGUCGCGUCGUGCGGUUGCGCGCGGCACGACCGACGGGGACGGGGCACGCGGGGCCGCGCCUUCGUGCGGGCGAUUCUGUGGCUCUACGCGGACAUGCCGCUGGACUACGACCGCCACCGGCGCAUGGGCUGGGCGCACGCGGUGCUGGUCGUUGGCCACGGGUGGUUGUUUGGGUGGGCCUGCCUGUUUUAUAGAGAAGCGUCGCCGCUGGCGCGGUGGUGUUCUACAAGGGAGGCUCAUUUACACCUCGUGCUGUUCCUGCUGAGCGUGAAAGUCGUCGUCUUCGCCGGCUUCUGGCUCGCCUACGCGUACGACUCCGCGGGCGACGCGAGGCUGGAGGACCACGUCGUCGUCACGCCCCUCGACCUCCGCAAGGGUGACGAGUCGUCCAUUGAGUUGAGGAGCAUGUUUCCGACCCGUCGGAAGCCCGCGGCGGCGGCGUCGACGUCGACGGGGUGGUCGCCACGGCGCACGUCGUCGGCCUCGCGUGACGAAGCGGCGGGGUGGUGGCCCCGGCUAUCGCCCCGAAAAUCUCCGCGCGUGGCGCCUGCCGACGGCGGAAGCGCGUUUUUGUUCAACGCGAGCCCACGAGUGGCGCCGGAAGGGGUUCCUGUGCGGACCCAGGCGUCGCCGCGCGUGCCGCCGAUCGGAGCUGCGCGGCAGCGAGCGUCUCCAAGCGCCGGCAUCGUUCCGGACACGUCGCCGCGGCAGCCCGAUGGUGGCUUUUGGUCCCGGUUAUCGCCACAGAAGUCGCCGCGCAUCGCCCCCCAGGGUGGCGGCGAGAUUCUAUUGCAGGCCUCGCCGCGCAUCGCUCCGGAAGGGCUUCCUGUUCAGUCUCAGGCGUCACGCGUGAGCCCCCGCGUCGCGCCCGAUGUUUAA